Messenger RNA from Phalacrocorax carbo (great cormorant), 1438 nucleotides. The record is from RefSeq and is a predicted model, not a curated record. NCBI's taxonomy places the organism in Eukaryota, Metazoa, Chordata, Aves, Suliformes, Phalacrocoracidae.
GGCUGCCUGUGCUGCAGGAAUAGAAGCCUCCCCUGGAACCGCCGGGACGAUCUCUAGUGCAUACAGCCCUCCGGCAGAUGUGGUCGAAAACGUCUUGUGCUUUCUAAAGGAAGCCCAUUCCUUUGCAUGGCCCCGCUGGCCUUGUGAUUGCCAGGCCGGUGCCACGCCGCUCUUUGCUGGGCUGUUUUCUCUCUGGAGGGCCUGAGGACGUUGACAUAGAAGAUGUGCGAGGAAGAGGACAGCACUGCCCUUGUUUGUGACAAUGGGUCUGGGCUCUGUAAAGCCGGCUUCGCUGGGGACGAUGCUCCAAGAGCAGUUUUCCCUUCCAUUGUGGGUCGUCCCAGGCACCAGGGUGUGAUGGUUGGUAUGGGUCAAAAAGACAGCUACGUAGGUGACGAGGCUCAGAGCAAGAGAGGAAUCCUGACCUUGAAAUACCCAAUAGAACACGGCAUUAUUACAAACUGGGAUGACAUGGAGAAGAUCUGGCAUCACUCUUUCUAUAAUGAGCUCCGAGUUGCACCUGAAGAACACCCGACUCUGCUGACUGAAGCACCACUGAAUCCCAAAGCCAAUCGAGAGAAAAUGACCCAGAUUAUGUUUGAGACUUUCAAUGUGCCAGCCAUGUAUGUCGCUAUUCAAGCCGUUCUGUCCCUCUAUGCUUCUGGACGUACCACAGGGAUUGUGCUUGACUCUGGGGACGGCGUCACCCACAAUGUGCCAAUUUACGAAGGCUACGCUUUGCCGCACGCCAUCAUGCGUCUGGACCUGGCUGGCCGUGACCUGACAGACUACCUCAUGAAAAUCCUGACAGAACGUGGCUACUCCUUUGUGACCACUGCGGAGCGUGAAAUUGUCCGUGACAUCAAGGAGAAGCUGUGUUACGUGGCCCUGGACUUUGAAAAUGAGAUGGCCACUGCUGCCUCUUCCUCCUCUCUGGAAAAAAGCUAUGAGCUUCCUGAUGGUCAGGUGAUCACUAUUGGAAAUGAGCGCUUCCGCUGCCCAGAGACCCUCUUCCAGCCAUCUUUCAUUGGCAUGGAGUCUGCUGGCAUUCAUGAAACCACCUACAACAGCAUCAUGAAGUGUGACAUAGACAUCAGAAAGGAUCUUUAUGCCAACAACGUGCUGUCUGGAGGCACUACAAUGUACCCGGGUAUUGCAGACAGGAUGCAGAAGGAAAUAACUGCUCUGGCUCCCAGCACUAUGAAGAUCAAGAUCAUUGCUCCUCCUGAACGUAAGUACUCCGUCUGGAUUGGAGGCUCUAUUCUUGCCUCCCUGUCUACUUUCCAGCAGAUGUGGAUCAGCAAACAGGAAUAUGAUGAAGCUGGCCCAUCCAUUGUUCACCGCAAAUGCUUUUAAGUUGGCUUUAUCUUUGUAUGUCUCCUUAGCGUAUUACUGUGAAUGUAUUCAGGAAAAUACAUUCUUAUCAUUUCAUUCCAUA